Conger conger (European conger) is the source of this 2572-nucleotide messenger RNA. RefSeq names its product CXXC finger 4 (gene cxxc4). The coding region runs from base 361 to 1230 and encodes 289 amino acids. Gene Ontology annotation, molecular function: zinc ion binding; methyl-CpG binding. Lineage: Eukaryota; Metazoa; Chordata; Actinopteri; Anguilliformes; Congridae. Gene Ontology annotation, cellular component: nucleus. The transcript is spliced from 3 exons. The record is from RefSeq and is a predicted model, not a curated record.
ACCUAACCUUCCAUAUUUCACCUUCGCUUCCGAGGUAUAUUGCUAGCCGCUCUUUAUCCCUUUUUCGUCCCACUUCUCUUCUUUUCCUACUUUUCUUGACAGAGAAGUCGGUAAAAUGCGCCCUUUGUUUUGAACGCGAACUGUGUGUUCUUCAAUCUUGCGUUAUUUUCCACAUCUCGCCGUGCAGUAAUGCGCUGCUAUAUAUUGGCAGACUGGUAGCGUCUGGAAUCUCUUCUCAUCAGGAACCUGUGCUUGAGAAGAUAAACCAGGAUGGUAACAUAUUGUUUGUAACCAACUUGAUCUUGACAAAGGCGAUUCCAACCCCAGACUUUCUUGUGAAACCUCACGACGUUUACAGCCAUGUCUAAUAUAAACAAUGCUCUCUGUAUUGAGAAUGGACAGAAUUCCGAGGUAUCUCUUUUGCAAAAGGAUAAUCUUCAGGAAAGUGGAUUAAGUCAGAUUUUGGAUUAUAAUGCAGAAAUGGAAAGGUACAGGUCUUUCGCCAACUUUUACAAAACGAACGGGGCAUUUCCACAGACUGCGAAGAUUGCUCGCAUAACCACGCCGAUCUUUCCCAGCGCCAGAAUUGGCGUGUCCCCUUGGAACUGCGAUAACGCCAUGCUCUGGGGGAGGAAAUCAGCAGCAAUGAACCCUAAUAGGACCAGCAUGCAUAGAAAUGACUCCCAGAGGCCGGGAAAGCCUGGCGUGCCGCCAGAGACGUUGCAAAUGGCAAAUAAUAAUUUCCUCACUACCUUAUCCCCCGAACACUGCAGACCUUUAGCAGGAGAAUGCAUGAACAAGCUGAAAUGCGGCGCUGCUGAAGCAGAGAUAAUGAAUCUCCCAGAACGCGUUGGAACUUUUUCCGCUAUUCCGGCUUUAGGGGGCAUCUCAUUACCUCCCGGGGUCAUCGUCAUGACAGCCCUUCACUCCCCCGCUGCCUCGGCAGCCGUUACAGACAGUGCGUUUCAAAUUGCCAAUCUGGCAGACUGCCCGCAGAAUAACUCCUCGGCGUCCAGCGGAAACCCGGCGAAGAAGAAGAGGAAAAGGUGUGGGGUCUGCGCUCCCUGCAGGAGGCUAAUCAACUGCGGGGUGUGCAGCAGUUGUCGGAACCGCAAAACCGGCCACCAGAUCUGCAAAUUUAGGAAAUGCGAUGAGUUGAAGAAAAAGCCAGGCACGUCGCUUGAGAGGACGCCGGUCAGUAGUGGCGAGGCAUUCCGGUGGUUCUUCUAGAGCAUUGGCUCUGGGCCCCUCAACCUGAAGUCAGGUGACACACUGGCUCAUCGCAGAAAGCACUUGUGGGGUUUGUUGACCCAAAACCCAGCUUUGGAGAAGAAGGAGAGAAAAAAAGAAAAGAAAAACAUUAUGGUGUUGGUUUAACUCUGUAAUUUCCUUUCAUGUGUAAUAAUGUACCUUUUGACAGUAUCAUAAUGUAUAUUUUUGGUGUCUAUGAAUGUGCUUCAGUGUUGUGACUGUACGAAUAACAGUCAUUCUUAUGUAAAGGACUCAAAAGACAAUCAUAACAAAUUAAAAUAAAUAAAAAGGCCACAAGGAUUAAUAUAUAAUUGCAACACUACACUUUUUAGAUCUGGAGCAAUAAUCAUUGAGGUGAUUACUCUUCGCCCAUUAUUACAUGAAUUUAAUUUUCUUUCUUGCAUUUUAUCCCAUUUAGUUAAUUUGCGUAUCAUGGAUGCGAGUGGCCCAAGCUUUGAGAGUACUGCAAGGCCAUCUUCUUUCAUUAAUGAACUGUUUCAUGAUUGACACAGAGCGAGGAGACAGCUAUGGUGACUCGGUUUGUUUAUUUUUCUAGCUCCCCAGCACGUUGCAGAGCAGGGCACAUUGUCUUGGGCAACGUGUUGCACUUUUGUAGAAGAAAUGUAAUUAUUCCCUUUUCUUAGCACAAGACUUCUAGUCUGGCAGGAAGACAUAGUCUAUUGUUUUGUCUACAUCUUGCUGUGAAAUAUUAAAAAAUGUGUUGUGUAAAUUCAAAAGGCAUGUGUUGGGGUAAAAGGACUUGAGAAAAAAUGUUGCAAGUACAUUUUAGAUGGGUUUAAUGAGCUUAAAAACUGUAAUGAGCAUAACUGGUGGGCCUUUUUUAGCAUUUUUGUUUUAAAUACAAAAGGUUCAUCAAAAAACUGUCUAAAGGAAAGGUAGGAAUACCAGUAAAGGAAUUCUAGUUUACAUUAAAGUAUUGGAAUUUAGCAUUCUGUAACAGUGCAGUACGGUACAGUAUAAAUAUCUGUUAUCCUGGGGGAAAAAAGGGAUCAUAUGUAUCUUCUCACUGCAGAGAUAAACCUGGCCAGCGGUCAUGUGUUGAAGUGAAGCAGAUGUACACAUUCCAAAUAAAUGAUUCAAUAAGUUACUCAUUGUCUUAAACCCUACUGUUGCAUGUGUAAAUGUGUUUUGGUUUUAAAGAUGACUAAGAAUUUGUAUAUUGUUGUUGUGAUGCUUUUACGUGUUAAAAUAAAAUAAGAAAAAAAGCGGACAAAAAAAACAUGAAAAAUAAUUUGAUGUCAAAGAAAUAAUGGAAAUUUUUAUUCUCACAUGUACAAUUAAACAUCGACUAUGAUCACCA